Messenger RNA from Malania oleifera, 2195 nucleotides. Its product is annotated as protein NRT1/ PTR FAMILY 5.2-like. Gene Ontology annotation, biological process: transmembrane transport; dipeptide transport. The record is from RefSeq and is a predicted model, not a curated record. Gene Ontology annotation, cellular component: membrane. The transcript is spliced from 4 exons. Gene Ontology annotation, molecular function: dipeptide transmembrane transporter activity; tripeptide transmembrane transporter activity. The coding region runs from base 149 to 1951 and encodes 600 amino acids. NCBI's taxonomy places the organism in Eukaryota, Viridiplantae, Streptophyta, Magnoliopsida, Santalales, Ximeniaceae.
GACCAUUAGAGAGAGCGAGAGAGAGAGAGCCUAUAGGUUCCCUCCGGAGCAUAAGAAAUUUGAAGUGUAUAAAAGGGUUUACCGAGAAAAGUGAAGCAGGUAGUAAUUGAAUGAUAAUCAAUUGAGAGAGAGAGAGAGAGAGAGAGAGAUGGCAGCUGCGGCGGAAGAGGGUGGAGCAAUCAGUGAUCAGUACACUCAGGAUGGGACUGUGAGUCUCGGAGGCAAUCCUGUUCUCAGGUCCAAGACUGGUGGAUGGACUGCUUGCUCUUUUGUCGUUGUGUACGAAGUGUUCGAACGCAUGACUUACCACAGCAUUGCAACCAAUCUAAUACUGUACUUGACAAAUAAACUGAAACAGGGCACAGUUGCCGCCGCCAAUAAUGUGACCUACUGGGUCGGCACGAUUUGGUUGACCCCAAUGUUAGGUGCAUAUAUAGCAGAUGCUUAUCUUGGUCGAUACUGGACUUUCAUUCUAGCAUCUGCCAUCUAUCUCUUAGGAAUGUUUUUACUAACAAUAGCAGUUUCCGUCCCUGGUUUAAAACCGCCUCGUUGCUCACAAGCUAAUGGUACAGACUGCAAGCCCUCUACAUUGCAAUUAGCAGUGUUUUACAUUGCUCUCUACAUACUGGCCGUGGGAACAGGAGGGACGAAACCAAACAUCUCGACCAUUGGGGCUGAUCAGUUCGACGAUUUUGAUCCCAAAGAGAAAGCCCAUAAGCUUUCCUUCUUUAAUUGGUGGAUGUUUAGCAUAUUCUUUGGGAUGCUCUUUGCCAACACAGUCCUGGUGUACAUACAAGAUAAUGUAGGUUGGACCUUAGGAUAUGGGCUUCCCACGAUUGGGCUUGCCAUUUCCAUCGCAAUAUUCCUAGCCGGCACACCCUUCUACAGGCAUAGGUUGCCCACAGGGAGCCCAUUCACAAGGAUGGCUAGGGUCAUCGUGGCUGCCUUGAGGAAAUGGAGGGUGACUGUUCCUAGUGACCCGAAGCAGCUCUAUGAAAUUUACCCGGAAGCCUAUACAAAGAAAGGAACAUUCAGGAUUAACUCCACACCUUCUUUAAGGUUCUUUAACAAAGCUGCGGUGAGAACAGGGCCAAAUGAUCCAUGGAUGUUGUGUACGAUUACACAAGUGGAGGAGACAAAACAGAUGAUAAGGAUGGUUCCAAUCCUAUUUGCCACAAUUGUUCCAAGCAUGAUGGUUUCUCAACUCAACACCCUUUUCGUUAAGCAAGGUACUACUCUUGAUAGAGGCAUCAGCGGCUUCCGAAUUCCACCAGCAAGCUUAAUCGGAUUCUCUACUGUAUCCAUGCUUAUCUCUGUUGUUUUAUACGAUCGAUACUUCAUCAAGAUGAUAAGAAGGUGGACCAAAAACCCAAGAGGAAUUUCUCUGCUUCAAAGAAUGGGAAUUGGUCUUGUUUUCCAUAUUGUGAUCAUGAUCAUAGCAUCUAUCGUUGAGAACUCGAGGCUCACUGUGGCCAAGGAUCACGGCCUAGUUGAAAGUGGAGGACAAGUUCCUUUGACCAUAUUCAUCUUGCUUCCUCAGUUUGUGCUCUUUGGAAUGGCCGACGCCUUUGUAGAGGUAGCUAAAAUUGAGUUCUUUUAUGACCAAGCACCAGAAGACAUGAAGAGCCUUGGGGCCUCUUAUUCCACAACUAGUUAUGGAGUUGCAAACUUUCUCAGUAGCUUCCUUCUAUCGACAGUUUCUCGUGUCACCAAGAAGCAUGGUCACCGCGGAUGGGUUCUAAAUAACCUGAAUGCUUCACAUAUUGACCGUUAUUAUGCACUUUUAGCAGUUCUUAGCUUUUUGAAUUUCAUUUUUUUCCUUCUCGUCUCAAAGUUCUACGUAUAUAGGCUUGAAGUUUCAGAUUCAAUGAAGGUUUUCAAAGAAGAAUUGAAGGAGUCGAUGCCUAGUGCAUGCAGCAAGCAAGAAGAAUCAGAGAGCACAGUCGAUUGAAUGACUUAUCAUGAGGAGAUGCCUACAAAAGAAUAAAGCUAAACUUAUCAGUAGAAGCCCUUUUCUGGGCAUUUAAUAGUUAUUGAUGGGAGUGAUGGUUGUUAAGUAAGCAUAUAUAUGUUGGACUUCACAUCAUUUGUACAAAUGUAUGCCCAAGUUUAUAGUGUUAAGGGUAGCAAGCAGUUAUCUUGAACUCCACCUUCUAAUUGUUGAAUAUAAUCUUUUUUUUUCCCCAUCUAAGAAA